CACCCGACAGCAGGAGGACUCGAGCAUCCUUCAUGAUUCUGCAUUAGAGUCGCGCUCUCUAUCAACAAACCACGGGCCUUCACCGAUCUAACAGCGGCUCUACGCGCAUAUCACACUUUAAAUCAUGGAUAAUUCUGGCAAAGAGAAGGAAGCCAUGCAGCUGAUGGCAGAGGCGGAUAAAAAAGUCAAAUCAUCUGGUUCGUUUCUCGGAGGGAUGUUCGGGGGUAACCAUAAAGUAGAGGAUGCGUGUGAAAUUUAUGCCAGAGCUGCCAACAUGUUCAAGAUGGCCAAGAAUUGGAGUGCUGCAGGAAAUGCAUUCUGCCAAGCUGCGAGACUUCAUAUGCAGAUGCAGAACAAACUGGACUCUGCAACCAGCUUCGUCGAUGCAGGAAAUGCUUACAAGAAGGCAGAUCCUCAUGAGGCUAUCAACUGUUUAAACGCAGCUAUCGAUAUUUAUACAGACAUGGGAAGAUUCACAAUUGCCGCAAAGCAUCACAUGACUAUUGCAGAGAUCUAUGAAUCUGAGCUAGUGGAUAUUGAAAAGGCGAUUGCCCAUUUUGAGCAGGCCGCAGAUUAUUACAAAGGCGAGGAGUCAAACAGCUCUGCCAAUAAGUGUCUGCUGAAAGUCGGCUCUUACAGCGCUCAGCUCGAGCUGUAUCCCAAAGCCAUUGAGAUCUUUGAGCAGGUCGCAACCAGUACAAUGGAUAACCCUCUCCUGAAAUACAACGCUAAAGAGUAUUUCUGGAAAGCAGCUCUGUGUCACUUCAUUGUGGAUGAACUGAACGCAAAGCUUGCCAUUGAAAAGUAUGAAGGGAUGUUUCCGGCAUUCUCUGACUCAAGAGAAUGUAAGCUUUUGAAAAAACUUCUGGAAGCUCAUGAGGAGCAGAACUGUGAGGCGUUCACUGAGGCCGUGAAGGAGUUUGAUUCGAUCUCCCGUCUCGACCAAUGGCAGACCACGAUGCUGCUGCGUAUCAAGAAAACCAUCCAGGGUGAUGGAGGUGACCUGAAGUGAUGUGUCCAAGACAAAUAUUGUGGCAUCAUAUCCAGUUUCAUUUCUUACUGUACUGUAUGUAUAUGUGUGACAAUCUGAUUGAACAUUUCUGUAGUGCUAUAGCUCAAAAACUAGCCCAGACUCCAGUCUGUUGAGGUAUUUAAAGAGGCUACUUGUAUUGCGAAAGACUGGCGUUUGAAAAACCAGAAGUGUAUAUACAAUAUUAAUAUUGUUCAAUUCACUCCUGGAAGGUCUGUACAAUGGCAUUUCUCUAUCCCUUUACUUCACCGUGAAGAAAUCUUUACAGAUAACCCUUCUAUGUUCCUGUAUGUGGCGUGCAUGAUCCCGUAGAGCUGUUAUCUUUCUAAUGUUCACUUACAUGUUGUCACUGGCACUGUCAUGCAUGAUAAAUGUUUAAAGUGUGUUUAUGUGGUGUAAAAUAUCAAGAGUUUGUGUGUGCACUUUAUUUCAAAACUUAAAAGACUCAAUUAAAUGUCUGUUUAGAUUGAAAACACAUUGCCUUUGCUUAUUUUCAUCAUUUUUGCGCCAUAUGUCUCAAAAAUAGAGCCGAUGCUGUCUUUGUCGAUACAGAAGUGUACAUUUUAUCCACAUUUUUGCAUUAGUGGUUACAGUAAAUGAAGCGUACAUGUUUCAUAAUCUGCAGAAUAGAGUCUUUUGUUCACUAAAGUUGAUGAAAUGCUCAAUUUAAGUGAAAAGACUCAUUUCACAGUGUGAUUUGGUAAUCUGAUCAAAUUGCAGAAAACAUGACGAAAAUAAUGUGGUGAACAUGCAUCUAUCAGUUUUGAUUGUUGAUUUCUUUUCAUGUUAUUUGUACGUUUAUGUUUAGUUAGUUGUUGUUUUGAACAUCCAACAUUUAUUAUGUUUACUUCUUUGGUUCACUUUGUGUUUUGUUAUUUGAAGUUCUAUACAGUGUUGGAUAAUUUGGUGGAGAACAAUUAGUUUUACACUUUAUGUCAGUAAUUAAAUGAUUAUGUUGAUUGAACUGAUACAUCAAACCAUAAAACACGUUGUUAUUACGGUCAGGGAAUAAAAAGUAUAUAUAUUAAAAAAACUAUGUAAAAUAGAUGCCAAAUCGGAUUGAGACAUUUUAAUAAAUGUUCCAUCUAUAUUCAGAGAUAGAUAAUAAUAAAUCAUGAUCCACACCAUGUCUGAAA
Myxocyprinus asiaticus (Chinese sucker) is the source of this 2166-nucleotide messenger RNA. RefSeq names its product beta-soluble NSF attachment protein-like. Gene Ontology annotation, biological process: intracellular protein transport; SNARE complex disassembly; regulation of synaptic vesicle priming. Gene Ontology annotation, cellular component: terminal bouton; vacuolar membrane; synaptobrevin 2-SNAP-25-syntaxin-1a complex. The record is from RefSeq and is a predicted model, not a curated record. The transcript is spliced from 11 exons. The coding region runs from base 125 to 1012 and encodes 295 amino acids. Gene Ontology annotation, molecular function: syntaxin binding; soluble NSF attachment protein activity. Lineage: Eukaryota; Metazoa; Chordata; Actinopteri; Cypriniformes; Catostomidae.